AUGGCAGCUGUCCAACCGAACCCUUUUAACUCGGAAGAGUUAGAGCUGCUGCAGGUGUGCCCGCUCCUGACCGACAGUGAACGUCGGCGUCCUGUACUUGCACACUCCGGCUUCGAGAACCGUGGCUUGCGAGAAGUCUGCUGGGUAGGCAAAAUGCAGUACUUGAGUGGAUCAACAACUGCUAAUCCUCCUUUUAGUACCAUGUCAACAAGGAGUCAGGAUGCCGCCUUCCUCCGGAAAACUGUCCCUAUGUUCACAUCAGGCCAUCUUGUCCCGAUGCCUUUCUCGAUGCUGGCUGUCGCGAUAACAGUGCCAAACACCAAAGGGCAUUUGCACAUAAUGACAUGAUCAAGCAGCGUCGGUAGGUCCAUCAGUUGAAGAAUAACAACGUGCACUCCGAGUGUCGAGUUCACUUGCCUUCAAUUUUCGACUACGGCUUCUUGCAUCCGGUAUCGGGUCUAGAUCUUCAAGGCUUUCACGUGGAAGUUCGCAAACAAUCCAUUGUAUUCAACACAGGACUCCUGCCCAAUACCCGAAAGGACUUUGAAAGUGCAUUCCUGACGACAACACGGGCUGUGGGUUUCUACAACCAAAGUACAGUACAGGACAAAGUCACGCCAAAGCUCACGCCAUCAUACCAGCUUGAGUAUGGCUACCGAAAUGCUCAAACACCAAUGCAGACUGCAGCUUUCAAAGAUUGUCUACCUUCAGCUCGGCACAAAUACCGCCCCAAAGGCUUCGACCCAAAGCUUCUCAAUGCACUCAAGUGGAACGAUCAGGAUCAUAACGGGCGAGCGAAUUUGGCAUAUCGACAAAUGAUGGAGCAGAAGAAGACCGUUCACAUUUCAAAUCUCGACAAUGCAAUCACCGACCAGGAACUUGCAAUCUUCAUCAAAGGCCUUGGUACCAUUGUUUCCUGCAGAGUCGUCGGGAAUGUCGAAAAGGUUGAAGGCAAAGUCGUUGAUGAGCCACGCAAAGCAUAUGUGGAUUUCAAGAAUCACAAGGAUGCGCAGAUAGCGAUUUGGAUGUUGGACCAAUACCCGAUCUGCCGAAGGAUGGUUCAUACCGACUGGUCACCCAGGGAGAUGGAAGUCAGCAACGAAAGUGAUUUUGGGGAAGCUUGGCGAGAUGGCGAGAUCUUCUUGGCCAAGGCUUUCAAGGGAGGGCGUGGCUAG
Molecule: messenger RNA, 1175 nt
Organism: Hymenoscyphus albidus
Lineage: Eukaryota; Fungi; Ascomycota; Leotiomycetes; Helotiales; Helotiaceae
Source: the annotation of a GenBank genome assembly